AAGCGCUGUGUGCAGAGCUAAAAGCACUAAGAAAAAAUUAUCUGUUUUGAUAAGUAAAAAGUUCUGUGAACGUGUUGUGUUAAAAAUAGCGUAAAUUGUUAAAUUUGCUAGCUCAACACUAAACAAUUAAAAUAAAAACAUUAAACAAGAUGUACGCGCAGAAAAAUGUUUGUGUCUCGCUCGCGUUGAUUGUCUGUCUCGCCUGCCUUGCUGAAGCGGCAGUUUAUACGCAGCCGUCGAUCUUUCAUCCUGCGCAUCCAGGCAAAUGCUACGACAAGCUCACCAGACGCGCCAUGUUGCCCAACAAGGAAUACAAACCGAAGGGCUUCUGCGCCGUCAUGACAUGCGACAUUGAGACGCGCCAGAUUAAUAUCGAAACUUGUCCCUAUAUCGAAAUGCCUGGCUGUGAGGAGCUGCCUAGUGACCUCAACUGGAGCUUUCCAAAAUGUUGUCCACAAUUCAAGUGCGUCGACUUUAAAACCGGCAAAGAGUUUGUUGUCUCCGUUUAGACGCACAAACUACGCUACUAUAUAGUGUAUAUUGAAUCGUGAUUUUUACAACAAAUGUAUUCGUAGUUUUAUAGAUUUAUAUAUAUAUAUUUUGUGU
Molecule: messenger RNA, 606 nt
Organism: Drosophila busckii
Lineage: Eukaryota; Metazoa; Arthropoda; Insecta; Diptera; Drosophilidae
Exons: 2
Coding region: 150-509 (119 amino acids)
Source: RefSeq, a predicted model, not a curated record